Messenger RNA from Symbiodinium sp. CCMP2456, 592 nucleotides. The record is from the annotation of a GenBank genome assembly. Lineage: Eukaryota; Dinophyceae; Suessiales; Symbiodiniaceae.
AUGCGGUGGAGUCGCCAGAGAUCGCCUGGUACAUCUGGUGACCACUGGAAUGGUCUUCUUCCUGAAGUGCCGGGUAUCCCUGCGGCAAGCCAUGCCGUCCAGGAGAUGCCGGCGCGAGAUGGCAGCACCAUUCACAUUCCUCCAGAGCUUCUGUCAGGUGAUCACGAUGCAGAAUCCAUGAUUUCCAGUGCAAGUUUCGUGGCAUUCGCCGAGACACUUGUUGAGAACUGUGGCUCACUCGUGAGGGCUUUCAACUUCUUUGACUACAAUCAUACGGGCAAGGUCACCCGCACCCAGUGGGAUGCAGGCAUCUCCUCCCUGCACAUUGACGUUCAGGCUUUGUGUGGGGUGUCGACCAAGCAGGUCUAUAAGAUGAUGGACUCCAUUCGCGGACACGGCAAAGGCGAAGUUCAGCUUGAGAAGUGGAUCGCCUUCUUCGAGCAGCACCUGACGCCCCUGCACACGCAUCUGCUCGACGAAGACCGUGGUGACAUGCGAAACCGGCGCUGGAGCCAAUCCAGCCAAACAAGCCAGAGCAGCCGCGGACGCCGUCCCAGUUUCAGCAACCGAGCCAGCGAAGAGGUUCGAGCAG